Myxocyprinus asiaticus (Chinese sucker) is the source of this 3843-nucleotide messenger RNA. RefSeq lists its product as uncharacterized. The transcript has 7 exons. The coding region runs from base 226 to 576 and encodes 116 amino acids. NCBI's taxonomy places the organism in Eukaryota, Metazoa, Chordata, Actinopteri, Cypriniformes, Catostomidae. The record is from RefSeq and is a predicted model, not a curated record.
GAUGGCUGCAUUUCCUCGAGCAAAUCAGGAGUGCGGGCUAUCAGCCAGCGGUCCACAUCACUAGAGCCGGCCCAGCCAGCGCUCAUUCCUCCUGUCCGCCCGUCCGAGAGAGUGAGCGUGAGCCGCCGCCAGUGGACCGAGCGGGUCACUUCUAACAAAAAGAAAUUGCAUACAGUUUGGAACAACUUGAGGGUGAGAUGGUGAGAGGAGGUAAGGAGUGAGGCCAUGGGCUGCACCUCGGCUAAGCAGGUGCUGGCUGUGCCCACCGAAGAAGAGGGCCGGGGCAAAGCUUACAGCAACGGAGACCUCUUCACCGAUGAAUAUAAGAUUAAGGGAGUGGAGGAGGUGAAGUACAUGCGUGGAGAAGAGGACAGGGUGAAUGCACGUAACCAGGAGAACCUGGAGAAAAGCUCAACACAGCACAGGACCAAACAGCACAAAGAGGUGCCUGGGCCCAGCGCCAACAGGACGAACAUACAUACGUCAGAGAGUCAGCAGGAGUUCUUCAGAAUGCUGGAUGAGAAGAUUGAAAAGGGUCGGGACUACUGCUCGGAGGAAGAGGAUGAUGUGACAUAGCAGAGAGGUCUCGAUUCGUGACAAAGAUAGAAAGAGAGAGAGAGAGAGAGUGAACUCAAAUCAGUGUCUCUAUGUCUGUAAAACUCUAUCAGUUUGAGAGACAGUAUGUGUGCGAGAGUGUGUGUUUGUCAGAGUAAAAGCAAGCAGGACUAUUCCACAUCGGCUGUUGCACCCUUUACCCCUCUCCUCUUGGGGUUGCCCUGCUUGGAGAUCUAGAUGGUUGGAUGAAGAAGCAACAGCUUGAUUUGACUUAUUAUCAACAGACUCACUCUGACUUGAUAUUGGGACCCUGCCCCCUUCAAUCCACCUCCUCUGUGCUCCUAUGGCCAGCAUUGAACCAGCCCCCUUCCUACCCAGCUGUGACGGAGGGCCUCGCCUAACCAUUUGAGAGAGAGAUGUUAUGUAGAGGAAAGAUGAAAGGAUAUGGAGAGCAGAAAGACACCAUGCCCCUCCCAGUCCUUUUUUAAGUGGCAGGCCAGAGAAACACUGACAUGGAGGGAAGAGAGGAGAGCUUACCAUCACAUCCUCUGGAGAUAGCAGGGGAUGAAUGUAAAGAUGGAGUGUUGUGGGGGUUUUCUAGGUGGGAAGGGGGAAAUGAAAAAUAGAGCUAUUUUAUUAGAAGCGAUUAUAUGAACGAAUUUUGAUAUUUUGAUAAGAGCAAUGUGGCCGAUUUGUUUUUUGUUCUGUUUUUUUUUUUUUUUUACUGAUAUGGACUCCUGCCUUUUGAAGGACCUUUUUUAAUUUGUGGAGGUUGUUUGUUUGUUCCAUUUGUAUGGUUUUUUUUUUUUUUGCUUAUUGAAUAGUUCAACACCCUCCUCAAACUAGUGCUGUAAAGGUCAGGAUUGUGCAGUGACCCCAUAACACACUCGCAUAAACACACACAAAGACUUGCAGCUAAAAUAUAUCACCACACCCUCUUUCCACACACACAAGUUCGCACUUUCUAUUUGUAUAUCCUGCCAUUAUUUAAGUUCUCAUAAAUGGGCGGAAAUCAGGACAGUCUAGUUACCAACUGUUUACUGUUGCCCACACACGCACACACAUAUCCAAAAAUAUCCUUUACAGCCAGUCAUAUAGGCAGCAAUUUACUUACAGAUCCAUAUUGACUGUUUAUGCUGCUCUGUUAAUACAGGUAAUGGGACUGUGAUAAGUGUAGAAGAGAGCUAGGAUUGUCUAACUGUUGUUUUUGUGUGUUAAACAGGGCUGUGUUUGUGUUAAUCUGUGUCAGAGUCAGGGCUGACUGUGUUAAUCUUUGUUGACGGGAUGUCUGUCUCAGAAAAGGGUUUGAUCAUUGUUAGCCUCGUGUCAAAGUUUUUCGUCGUAGCCCUGUUUGUUUAGCUGCAGGGUUUCUUUUUUUGUUUGCCAUUAUCCCUUCUCUGUCCCUCACCCUGCUUAUUUCACUCAGUAGUAUUAAAGCAUUCAGGCUGGUCUCUGACUCUGAACCAGUAUGAGGUGGGGUGGGGGUCACUCCGGUGACACAGCGCUGGCCAGACAUCCGUCAUCAUGGUUACUGGAUUGAAUCCUUUUUACAUUUUAUUUUCAUUGUUUUCUUUUUCUAUUAAAGAAAUAAGACACAUGAGCUUUUGGUUUCUAUUUCUGAGUGCUACCUCACUGAUUAAUUGUUUGGCGCGUGUAGGUAUUGCUGACACCAUUAAUCCAUUCCAGCAUCAUAUUUCCUGUUGGUGGUCUGACUCAUAACGUUAAAAAUACUUUAAUGGUUUCUGAGGAAGAGUUUCAAAUGCACAUAUGUGAAGAUUACAUAUCUGGGUUAAUAUAUUAAACCUUACAAAUAUACAAUGUGUUGGAGAAUAGGCUGUCCAGCGUGUCACGUUUUUACCGAAAUUCUACAUGGAUGAGGCAUUUGGAACAGCUGCUAAACUAACAACAAGAAGCAAAUGCGCCUGUGACUUAUUUCAACACACUUGAUGACGUUUGUCUCCAUCUGGUGGUUGAAGAGCGGAACUACACCAGAAAUCUCAACAGGCGCAUAACGCCUCAGAGCAACGUACUAAUUAAUAGUAGGGGUGCCCAAACUACGGCCCUCUGAAAUGUUUUGACCGGCCUGCACUGGAAGCUCGAGACUGCUUUGGUGGUUUUUCAUACCUGUAAGACUGACAAUAGCGUGAGCCAAUAGCAUUCGUGUGCAGAAUGUUAAGGAGCAUAUCAUUAGGCUCGUUCAAGAUGAGUAAACUCUGCGCAUCGGUGAUUACCGCGAGGUGCAUGCCGGUCAGAAAUUUGUCCGAGUUUGGUCAGAGAUUGUUUAGCAGAGAUGGGCCACUUCUAUUCAUAUGAAUGGGAGAAAUGGGACUGCUCAACCAAGUAGCUCGCACCCAACGGUCAACGGAUGUAGAAAGGAAGUCCCGCCUUACAGUUAAAAGAGCCAAUCACCUUUUAGAUAGUCAUCACCUGUCAAUCAAACUUUAAAACGUGCAUACGCAUUAGCUAUACAAGCCGGGAAAAUUGCGGUUGUUUUGCGUAAUAUGAGGAAAAGAAUCACAGUUAAUGAAGUAUUGUUAGGUUUGAUUGCUGAUUUGAAAUAUGUUCUUUGGUCGUAAUAUUGACCAAACGUUUUUGAGAUUUUGGUCUUUCUCCAUUCAAGUGGCUAAGAGCUGCACUGGCAUGACUGGAAAUAGCCUACCGAGAGCGUUCCAAACAUGGCCGACAGUGGACUGACUUGCUAGAAAGACUUUGGUGUGGUCCGACUUGCUGUGAUGUCAUGCUGACGUAUGCCAAAAACUCUCGCGACGUCGAGGCGGCCGCAGUUGCCCUCCCCCGACUGCGCUGACUAAAGGCACGAUGGGAAACGACUUGCUGACCACACAGCUUAAUGCUCAUGUUGAACAGUGCUCAGAUGUUUCGUUAUCUUCUAAAAUGUUUGUUUUUUUAUAUAUUUUUUAAAUCUCUAAUAUCAUGUUUUAUGUGUAUAAAUUAUCUGUGAAUAUUCCCAACACUUUGACAGUAAGAUCUUUGAAUGGGAUAUGUGAUUUUUAUCAUAUUUCUGAAAUAUCUCAAAUAUGUGUCUUCAUUAAACUAAAAAUGGAUGGAAAGACACGUCUUAUUGGCGAAAUUAAAUAACGGGUACCUUAAAGUUGGAGGAAGUCAUUUUAAACCAAUACACUUUUUGUCAAAUUCCAUGAAUGUCUCUUCACGGUUCACUAGCUGUCCCUUCUGUGUGCGCUGAAAAAAAAAUAAUCCGGUGUUUGUACACAGCCCUGGCUCUGUAAAUGGGAAAAUAAACAAAGUGGAUCAGACCGAUCCACAACAACA